GAGUUAGUGAGAAGUGAGGGUCGCUAACAAAUUAGUGAGAGCUAACAAAUUAGUGAGAACAAAAUAAAAAUAGUCUCACUAAAAAAUUGCGAUGAGCUCAGUAAAUUAAUUGAAAUAUCCAGACCCCAGCGAGACAAUGAGUGAUACUAAGACUAAGGAAAGUAAGAAGGAGAAGAGAGAGAGGAAAGCUCAGAAGGUACAGAAGACUCAGAAAGUCACUGAGCCUUUAGUAGAAGAGCCCACUGUUAAAAAUGAGUCAAAUGAGUCAAAUGAAUCAAAUGAGUCAAAUGAACCAAAUGAAGUACUGACUAAACAUCAUGAAUUUGAAGAAAUCGCUAUUGAUUUACAAGCAGGAAUCCCCUUAUCUAAAAAACAACAACGUCUCUUAAAGAAAGGGAAAUUAAACUUAGAAAGAUUAGCUAAGAAACAUCCAGCACCAGCUCCAGAAUUAAGUCCUGAAGAACAAGCUAAAAAGGAUGAAGAAGAUAAAGAGAAAGAUAAAAAAUCAGGUAAAUCUGAAUUUGCUGUAUGGAUCGGUAAUUUAUCAUUUGAUACAACUAAAGAAGAUUUAACUAGAUUUAUAAUUGGUAAAACUUCUCAACUUGAUAUAAAGAUUACUGAUGAAGAUAUUACUCGAGUGAAUCUUCCUAAAAAGGAUAAUAAAAUUAAAGGAUUUGCUUAUAUUGAUUUAGCUAAUAUUGAACAAGUUAAUACGGUGAUUUCAUUAAGUGAAUUACCAUUAAAUGGUAGAAAAUUAUUAAUAAAAAAUGCAAAUUCUUUUGAAGGUAGACCAACUCCAUCUCCAACUGCUUCAUUAUCUAAAAACCCUCCUUCAAGAAUUUUAUUUGUCGGUAAUUUAUCAUUUGAUACAACUCAAGAUUUAUUGGAAGAACAUUUUAGACAUUGUGGAGAUAUUGUAAAAAUUAGAAUGGCAACUUUUGAAGAUACUGGUAAAUGUAAAGGAUUUGCAUUUAUUGAUUUUAAAGAUGAAGCAGGUCCAACGGCUGCUUUAAAAUCAAAGUUAGCUAAGAAAUUAAUUAAUAGACCUUUAAGAUUAGAGUUUGGUGAAGAUAGAUCCAAGAGAACUCCUAAUCAUAUAAAGAAAGCAGAAGCAGAAGCAGGAGGAGAAGUCAGUACCACCACUUUCACUAAUUCCAAUUCUAAUUCUAAUUCUAAUUCUAAUUUCACUAAUACCCCACAAUAUGAAUCAAGAGCUCGUGAAAGAGUAAGACAACCGCAAGAAACGUUUAAUAGUAGACCUCCCCCACCAAAGAGACUGUAUAAACCUGAUUAUUCCGAUAAUAAUAAUAACUCUAAUAAGAGAUUAAAAUCAUCAGUAGCAUUAGCAACUGCCCAAAGAGCCAGUGCCGCAAUAGUUCCAUCAUCAGGUAAGAAAAUUACCUUUGAUUAGUUAAUUAACUAAUUAACUAAAUAGUUAAAGUGAUCAAUGUAUAUUUAUAUAAAUAGUAAUCUUUUAGGGAGAAUAAUA
Messenger RNA from Scheffersomyces amazonensis, 1489 nucleotides. It is a transcript of the gene NOP13, whose product is annotated as Nop13p. Gene Ontology annotation, molecular function: RNA binding. The record is from RefSeq and is a predicted model, not a curated record. The transcript has a single exon. Gene Ontology annotation, cellular component: nucleolus. NCBI's taxonomy places the organism in Eukaryota, Fungi, Ascomycota, Pichiomycetes, Serinales, Debaryomycetaceae. The coding region runs from base 137 to 1411 and encodes 424 amino acids.